Rhizoctonia solani is the source of this 6288-nucleotide messenger RNA. RefSeq names its product lim-type zinc finger-containing protein. Gene Ontology annotation, molecular function: protein binding; transcription coregulator activity. Gene Ontology annotation, cellular component: nucleus; Z disc. NCBI's taxonomy places the organism in Eukaryota, Fungi, Basidiomycota, Agaricomycetes, Cantharellales, Ceratobasidiaceae. The transcript has 19 exons. Bases 1 to 6288 code for a protein of 2095 amino acids. The record is from RefSeq and is a predicted model, not a curated record.
AUGGCUAAGGAACUGACGCACCGCCCCAAGAGACGAAGGGCCAGAAAAGAGAACCCAUAUCCUGAUUUAGCGCUUGACCGAUGCUACCUUGCGGAGGUUCCACUUGAGGUCUUGUCCAAUAUCCUUGGAUACGUCUACUCGAUCGACCUCCUCGCUCUAUAUCGCACGAGUACGUACUUUCAUAGGACUUUAAAAGAUCCCCAGCAACAGCACAUAUGGAAGAAUGCACGUAUCUGCUUUCCCCACUUUCCCAUCCCCGCUCCUGUUCGCAUAUCAGAAAUACGAGUGGCAUCGUUAUUAUUUGACGACACAACAUGCUCGAUUUGUAAACAAGUGUCGAAUAUACCACUGGUAAGCCAUGUGUACCCCACUCGCGUUUGCAAUGGAUCCAGUUGCAGAAGGCAACUCGACGAGCUGUACGAGUCUCCGAAACCUGAGCAUUUGACCCUCAUAUCUGGCGUUGUUCCGUCAAGAGAGAUUAUCAGCGCAGAGCCACUCGGCUUCUUUCACGUACCGUCGUUAAUAUUUCACAGGAAAAAGACUAUUUGCAGAAAAAGUGAUAUAGAUAUGGUCAUGAAAGACAUCGAUGCAGGCAUGGAGAAAGCCGAAUUGCAGGUCAAGUAUGAAUGCACACCCGAACAGACCGCCGCUUUCAAUUGUUACAUGAUUCAGCUCCAAGAAAUUUCUUCCAACCUAAUUCAGCUCAAGAGUAGAACCGAUAGUCAAACAAGGAAAUUCGCCAAUAAGAAACUGUCCGACUACAAAGGGAAAGAAGUCCAACUAAGCAACAAACAUAUUACCUCGGCUACCAAUCUAACAAUAUUCCUUCAAGACUGGAAUUCGAUACCUCCUCGAGCACCAACUCAAAACCCUGCCAAGCCAGAAUUGACUAUUGGGCAGAUCAUCAUAAAAGAAAUGGACGAAAUGGUCGUGAAAUUGAAGCGCAGAAAAGACGAAACGGCCCUACGGAACACUCGAGAGGCGGUGAAGAAUCACUGGCAAGAAAUGAUGAACGCCUCUGGCAUGUCUGGUCAAGCCGGGUCCUGCGUACCAAGGUGGAAUGAAUUUGCAUUGCUCCCCGGUGUGAAUUCGCUAUUGAAACCCAAUGGUCAAGAUGGUGCUCUCAACGUCGAAGACCUGCAGAACAAAGAGUCGACAUUAACCAAGAUGGUACAGUCGAACGUCGACUCCUGGAAUAGUCGUACACAAGGACAUUUCCGAAAGAUACUCAAGGUACCAAUUUCUAAGAAGAACGAAGUCCCGGAGCCUGGUACAGUGCCGCCUCUCGACCGCGUUACGGCUCUAUUUGAGUGUGCCAAGUGCAAAUCUGUUGGUUUGGGUCUCGCACAAGAAGGGACUUUAACAUUCAAGUCUGCGGUCAAACACCGGUGCCCGGGGACAUCCGCAAAGCACUUCCAGUGGACUACAGAGCUUUUCAAGCCCGACCAAUAUGGAAUUCAAGUCGCCCAACAUGCUCUUGCUUUGGCUGGGCUAGUUGAAGAUAAGACCAAACGGUCUGACAUGGAUGACAUUGGACUACGAUUCCUCUGCAAGUUAUGUACGGGGAAGCAGCCUAUUUAUCUGGAAUACCGCAAUCUGAUCGGUCAUAUGAAGAGACACAGUGCCCGCGAUCUGCAAGGGUCGUUCGAGUACUUGGACGAACAUCCGAAACUCAGUUCGAGUAUUCCGUCAAGUGAGGGGCUCGUUGAAAAGCGCCGACGAGGGGGCACGAAGACGAAAGGCUUUACCAGUCACCCCAAAUCCAACGACUUUUUCACAUGUCGACACUGUGAAAAGUCGAUGUUAUGGAACGCACUUGUGUCUCAUGUCAAAGCGAAACAUACCUUUUCCGAUGUUCGCGAUGAAGAUUUCUAUCCCAAUCCCAAAGAAGGCUACUUUGGUUGUGGGGCUGGUCCUGUAUCGUAUGUACCUGAACUCAGUGAUCUAACCACCAAGUAUAUGCUUGCUCUGGCCAGCCUAGCACCACCUCAACAGCAAUACCCAGCCCAACAGUAUGCACAACCACCACAGACCCCAUACCCCACUCUAGCCAGAACACAGACAUAUUCAGGCCCAGCCCACUCGGCACAGGCAGCUCACAAUAUAGGCUAUUCUCCUGGUCAAAACCGCUCUGCUACUGAUCUCAUGGCUGCUCAACAGCAGUAUCCCCCAGGCCCCUAUCCAGCUCAACCCUAUGCUCCCUAUGGACAACCCGCACCGCCUGCUCAGGCCCCUUUCUCUCCGUUUGCCCAGUCAUCUGCAUCUCAAUAUCAACAGCCUCCAGUCACUCAAGCAAGUGCGUCUCGCUUUCAGCACCAGCAUUCCCAGUCGGUCCCAGCAUAUCAGCAAACGUCCGCUUUCGCACCCGCACAGCAGCCCGCAGCUGGAUAUGCACCACAGCCUGGUGCCGCACCAGCUCCCAAUGGCAUUGCAGGAUAUCCCUCUGCUCAACCCCCUGGGCCAUAUGGAGCAGCCCCUGCGUCCCAACAGCCAGCAUCGUUCCGCGCUACACAAAGUGCUGUGCCACCGAGGAAUUCGGUGUUUGUCCCACCAGUUUUCGGAUCACGCGCGCGUUCCGCCGAGCCCCCACCCGAUUUGAUACGCGCUCCCACCGUUGCUUCAGCAAGAUCACUAGAUUCGGCCUUGGUCAAUAAACGACCGCUGCCCCAUCCAGCUAUGGGCGGUACCGGGUCGCUUCCAAGUGUGCGAGAGCGUGCUAGUACACUUGAAGGGAGUCCGGGAAACAAACAGUUUACAUACCCUGGGUUCGAAUCGCCUACCAAAACAGGCUAUAUACCAUACAACCGCCCCAGCCCCUCGACAAUAUCACCAGCUUCUGGCUCGCCCCCUAAACCAACUUAUGCUGCUCAACCAUCUGCAAAUCCUCGAACUGCCCCUUUUGAUCCUUUCAGUGCGUCCAGGAUAUCCCAAAUGGCUUCGUCUCCUCCAAAACCAGGGCCAAGUUUUGGCACCCAACCUGCAGCCCCACCAACAGUGGCACCCCCUCCGCCCUUUGCUCCCACCUGGCCUCAAGAGAAAGCAACUAAACCAGAUUUUUCUCUGACGUCUUCAACGAGUGCCCCAAGUUUACUUCCGGCAUUACGCGACUCCUCCACAAGUCUUACCUAUUCUCCAUCGAAACCCAUGACACCUCCAAAUGCAAAGGCGUCUCUACCUAGCGAUGACGAUUGGGCGGAAAGAUCAAAGGAGUGGAGCCGAGAGAGGGACCGGGCAGAGGAUGCGAUUGCUCGUGCUCAUGAAGCAGGCCGAUCGUUUCUACAAGAUCGCGGGGUAACCCAGCCAAAGUCAGAAGCAGCGGCGAUCGCCGAGGAGUAUCUUGCUAGGAAAGGGCUCUCGCCAACAAGAUCCAACCCCUCACCCGAACGUUCUGCUCCUACGGUAAAAGAUUACGCAUCUACACCUCCGACUAGGCGAUUUCAACCCCCUGAAAAGACCAACGACAGCUGGAGAUCGAGCACCCUUGGUCGGAAGGAUAGAUGGCCAGACCAAAAAGGUGAUUAUAUGGAUCAGAAGUGGACGCAACCUGGUCGGCGACAAGGAUCUCCUGAGCGGGGACAGAGUCCCGAGCGGCAACAUAGCCCGGAGCGUCAAGGAAGAUAUUCUUCACCAGAGCGAAGGACUAGCCCUGGUAAUGGCAGCGGAACCUCGCCCAAGCCCCGAUCACAGAGAACGUUCCCCUCGGAUGGGGACUACACCCAACACAGAUCCAAAGAAACAUUCAGAGCAAACGGUUCAGGUCGUCAUCGGCAUCAAUUCUCCGAACCAACUAGGUCCCCAAGGGAAGAAUACUACGAGACUACGGAAGAUGACUAUGAUGAUCGACCGCCGCCUCCGGAGGCACGGAGGAGAAGCCAAGAAAUUGGUAGGAGUCAGGAUGAAGCAAGGCGAAGUUAUGAUGAGGGAAGGAGUCACGAUGAAGGAAGAAGGAGUCAUGAUGAAGGAAGAAGGGGUCACGAUGAAGGAAGGCGAAACCACGACGAAGUCAGGCGGAGCUAUGAUCAUGGAAGGCGCAGUCCAGAUGAAGAGCCCUAUGAAUAUCAUAGUUUCGAACAAGCACCUCCUCCAGGACGUGGUAACUAUGACACUUGGCAUGCCCAAUCUAGGAAGGAACGGGAUCAAGAUCCGCGACCUAUUCCCCAGGACCUCCGUCGUUCGCCAUCUCGGAAUGGGCAUUCAAGCCCAGAGCGUACUUCUCGACAACCCCCACCUCAACAACGUCCACCUCCUCAGCCAUCUCAACAACAGCCUCGAUCUGCCAACACUCAACCAUCACGUCCUCCGACUGUUUCCCCAGCUACAAGUCCCCGGGCCCCCAAUGGUCAACCUCCACAACAGUCCCAACAACGCCAAUCAAUGGCGAUGAGGAUGGCAGCUCAAGCUCUGGCCGACGAAGGUGGGAAACCGCGGCCAAGUAAUGUACAGCAACCCCCGCGUGGCCCAGUGCGACCAGAAACUAGACAAGACACGUACGAAAGAAGGUCCCCAGCCCCUGUGGCGAGGAGAGAGCCUCCCCCUCGCACCCCCUCACCUCCCCCAAGUGAAACUGAAGAAGAAUAUGAGGAGGUUCCUCCUCAGUGGCGCAAGCCGCCUACUCCUCCCUCCCCUAGUAAAGAACUAGCAGGCACGUCGCCCAGGAAAGGUCUGGCUCGUGUUCCACCCCCUCCUCCGCCUCGGCCUCCUUCGGCAAUCACCAACCAAGAGGACGAAUACAGAUAUGAGUAUGACGAGCCGUAUUGGGAGCAACCGGUCCAAAAACCAAAGUUGGCUGACGUAUUGCCAAAACGCGAGCCGCUCAGAGAGAAUAUUCAACCGGCACUCACCCGCCCUCGUCCACCCGCCCGCAGGGACACCAGCCCAGCUCGCCGGGAGCAGACCCCAGUACAGCGAGAGCAGACCCCAGUACACCGGGAAGCAACCCCAGCACGCCGAGAAGCAACUCCGGUACGCCGAGAAUCCACACCAGUGCAACGAGCAGCAACUCCGAUAGGCCGAGAAGGAACUCCAGCGCGUCGAGAUGCCAGCAGGGAUGCGGCACUCCGCAGGCCUGUUCCUCCGCCCCCACCCCCUCCCGCUCCAAUGUCGCCCCCUCAACAGCCCCAACAGGUCUCGCUGGCUCGGCAGCCUCCGCCUCCUCCACAAAUUCAACCGUAUCCUCAACAAGUCCAGCGGCGUCCUUCCCCACAAAGUCAAGAGCCACCUCCCCCACAGGCCCAGGUCCCACAAGUGCAAGAGCGUCCCUCCCGAGUACAAGAGCGUCCUCCGCAAGCGCAAGAACGUUUCCAGCAAGUCCACGACAGGCCAGCGCCCGUUGGAUCUCCCAGUCCAGCGCGAGCUCCCGCGGUUAUGCAUCGGGCCGAUGACCCAGCGCCUGCACCAGGUAUACCGUCCUUCUCGUUCGACUUGGCAGACGAACCACCCCAAUCCGUGGGGCCAAGUAUCAGCGUUACUUCUCCACGGGACGCUGACCCGGCAGGCCCACGCAUACAUGUCGACGGACCUGAACCUGAACCUCCGAGCAUCAGUAUCAUUGAAGAUUCUCGCCCACAACUCUCCAAUAACCGAUCUGAUUCUCCCGUGCGCCAUGGAAGUGGUUUGAGGUGUGCUGGAUGUGAUGGGGCGAUUGCUGGAAGGAUUGUUAGUGCCAUGGGAUCCCGAUGGCAUCCUCAUUGUUUCAAGUGCGACGAUUGCGGAACACUGCUCGAGCAUGUAUCGUCCUAUGAACAUGAUGGCAAGGCUUACUGUCAUCUGGACUAUCAUGAUCGAUUCGCACCGCGCUGUUAUCACUGCAAGACUCCCAUCGUCGACGAACGCUUUAUUGCCCUCGAUGAUCCUGCAUUAGGUGGCCAACGAUAUUACCACGAACUACACUUUUUCUGUGCUGAAUGUGGUGAUCCAUUCCUUGACCCAAGUGCAUCAUCUGCUGCGCCUCCAGCUGCUCGUGGCCAUAUCUUUGGUGAAGGAGAUGGGGAUGACGAUGUUGGGUUUACUGUAUUCAACGGCCAUCCGUACUGUGAAUCCUGUCACGUUAGACUCCGCAUGCCCCGGUGUGGAAGCAGCUCGAAAUCAGGGAGGCCCGGUCCACCUGGAGUCGGAUGCGGUAAGCCGAUUCGUGAGGAGGCAAUCGAGGCUCUGGGGAGGAAAUGGCACUGGAAAUGCUUUACUUGUGACUCGUGUAAGAAACCAUUUGAAGACCCAAGCUUCUUCCAAAGAGAAGACGCUGCGUUUUGCGACCCUUGUUAUCGAAUUUUACUUAAAAAUGAAUUCUAA